Molecule: messenger RNA, 4018 nt
Organism: Triplophysa dalaica
Lineage: Eukaryota; Metazoa; Chordata; Actinopteri; Cypriniformes; Nemacheilidae
Gene: adamts1
Product: ADAM metallopeptidase with thrombospondin type 1 motif, 1
Exons: 8
Coding region: 289-3078 (929 amino acids)
Biological process (GO): proteolysis; extracellular matrix organization
Cellular component (GO): extracellular matrix
Molecular function (GO): metalloendopeptidase activity; zinc ion binding
Source: RefSeq, a predicted model, not a curated record
UUGAAACUAGGAGAGACAGUGAAGAAAACUUAUUUUCGAGACUUGUCGUUUUCCUUCGGAAAGUAAUAUUCAACUUUAAAUCUGCUGCUCAAGUCUCAAUCCACGGCACAACGAUACUUUUAUUUAUUUCUGCAUCAGCUUUGGAUUGGUACCUAUUCCAGUUUUCUGUGACAUUUUCCAGCUUCGGGAACUUUUUUGUCACUUUCUAAAAAACGCAACUUUGCAGGGAUUUUUCAUUGGGUCCAUUCAUAUUUUCACGUUUUAUUUUGAGGACCCGACGGGAAUAUAAUGUCCGUUUUGCGCGUAAUGCUGGGCUUCGUUGCAGCUCUGUGCGCUAACGCGGCGCAGAGCGCGUGGGAGGAAAGCACAGUGGUACCGGUUCGGACCGAACCGUACGAAACCGAACCGACCCAUACUCAAGAGGCGCUGGAAAAGGAAUCGGAGAUGCGCGUCUAUCAGCUGGACGUCUUUGGAAAUCGUAUGGUUCUGGUGUUGGAACCUGACCAGACCUUUUUAGCUCCAGGGUUUGUCUUCCAGAUGGUCGGCAAACCGGGGUCGGAGGAAGUUGACAGCGCGGGAGACGCGCGAUGCUUUUUCUCAGGAACCGUGAAGGGCGAAGAACAAUCAGCCGCCGCGAUCAACGUGUGCGAUGGAUUGCGCGGCGGCUUUUUUGUCGGUGCUGAAGAGUACUUCAUUCAACCCCAAAACGCCAACGGAGAGGUGCGGUCUACAGAUGGAGACGUCCAUAUCAUUCGCCGAAGAAAACGGGGGACAUUGACAGAGGAGAGCGGUUCAAAGUGUGGCGUGAACGAGGAGGAGGUGCGCGUCCACGAGAAACCAGAUGCGCAAAGAUCAAAUGCAGAGCCCAACCCAGCUGGCUCUGAAGCACACCACCGAUCCCGUCGCUUUGUGUCCACUCCUCGCUUUUUGGAAAUCAUGAUUGUGGCCGACCAGUCGAUGGCAGAGUUUCAUGGUGCUGGACUCAAACCCUAUUUGCUAACCAUCAUGGCGGUGGCGUCUCGAUUGUAUCGCCACCCUGGCAUUCAUAACUCCAUCACUCUGGCCGUUGUGAAGCUGCUGGUUGUAUACGAAGAGGAACACGGUCCCCAGGUCUCCUCCAAUGCAGCUAUUAUGCUCAGGAAUUUCUGCCAGUGGCAAAAACAGCACAACCCACAGAGUGACCGUGACCCUGAGCAUUACGACACAGCGGUGCUGUUUACCAGACAGGAUCUCUGUGGCGCUCACUCUUGUGACACUCUGGGUAUGGCCGAUGUGGGCACUGUGUGUGAUCCCAAUCGAAGUUGCUCCAUUAUUGAAGAUGAUGGGCUUCAGGCAGGAUUCACAGUAGCACAUGAACUUGGUCAUGUGUUUAACAUGCCCCAUGACGACGCCCAACAGUGUGCCAGUGUUAAUGGUGACCACUGGAGUGCUCACAUGAUGGCCUCAACCUUGUCAAAUCUGAAUCAGCUACAGCCCUGGUCCCCUUGCAGUGCUCUAAUGGUCACGACCUUUCUGGAUAAUGGCCACGGUCAGUGUUUACUAGACAAGCCCCAGAGGCCACAGCAGUUACCCCAAGCUCUGCCAGGUUCCGUUUACGACGCUGACAGACAGUGCCGCCUCACAUUUGGAGAAGAGUCGCAGCACUGUCCUGACCUGAGCACCACCUGCGCUGCCCUUUGGUGCACCGUCACAACUGCAAAUGGCUUGCUGGUCUGCCAAACCAAGAAUUUCCCGUGGGCCGAUGGGACGCCUUGUGGGUCCAACAGCUACUGUAUGGCAGGCCAGUGUUUGAGCAAGAACCAGGCAGCCAGGUUUCUGACUCCAGUCAAUGGCGGAUGGGGAACCUGGGGUCCUUGGGGAGGCUGCUCACGUACCUGUGGAGGAGGUGUGCAGUACUCUUUCAGGGACUGUGACAGUCCCCUACCCAAAAACGGAGGCAAAUACUGUGAAGGGAAAAGAAUUCAGUACCGUUCUUGCCACACUGAGCCCUGCCCUGACAGCAAUGGUUUGACAUUCCGUGAGGAACAGUGUUUGGCCCACAACGACAUCUCCUCGCAAGUGUCGUUUGGCACAGGAGAAGGUGUUGAGUGGGUGCCGAAGUAUGCUGGAGUGUCUCCCAAAGACCGCUGCAAGUUGGUGUGCCGCGCUAAGGGAACUGGGUAUUUCGUCAUUCUAAAACCAAAGGUGGCUGAUGGAACACCCUGCACCCCUGACUCCACCUCAGUUUGCGUCCAAGGCCAGUGCGUGAAGGCUGGUUGUGACCGGGUCAUUGGAUCCAACAAACGUUUUGACAAGUGCGCUGUCUGCGGUGGAGAUGGUUCUACUUGCAAAAAAGUGUCUGGAUCAAUGGAACGUGCUAGACCGGGUUACCAGGACAUAGUAACAAUUCCCGCUGGAGCUACACACCUCGAUGUCAAGCAGCGCUCUAUGGGAGGCCGUCACCACGACAAUAGCUACUUGGCAGUUCGUAGACAAGAUGGCACAUACCUGCUGAAUGGCGACUACAAGCUCACUACUUUAGAAACUGACAUCCCCUUGCGAGGUGCACUGCUGAGAUACAGUGGUUCUUCUGCCCAGCUAGAGCGCCUGCGAAGCUUUGCGCCUUUACCCGAGCCUCUUACCAUCCAAGUCUUGUCAGUGGGCGACUCUCCUCGACCUAGAGUAAAAUACACCUACUUUGCUCCCCGUCCAGCUUCCGGUUCCAGCCGACAGUCUAUUAACGCUAUCAGCGAAGUAGGAGGUGCGGAAUGGACCCUGCGCGAUUGGGGACCCUGCUCGCAGACCUGCGGCGGUGGAAUCCAGAAGCGUGAUGUCAUCUGCCUCGAUUCUUAUGGCCGCCAAUCAAAAGACUGUCCGGAGGAGCUGCAACCCGUAUCGUCACAACCUUGUUUCAUGCAGAUUUGCCCGUACUGGCUACUGGGCGAGUGGUCCACUUGUUCCAAAACAUGUGGCAGGGGCUUUCGCAAACGCACAUUGCGCUGUAUAGGACACGAUGGUCGCACGUUGGGUAACGAAAGCUGCAGUUCAAAAGACAGGCCAAGGCCUCUUCUGGACUUGUGCAACCAGACACCAUGUUGAUUCAGAUUAUCCUUUAUGACAGAGACUGCAACCAAACUUAAUUCAGUGUUUUUUUUAAUUCCGCCAUCCACCACUGGGUACAGGGCACAAAGCUGGCACACUGUGUACCUGCCAUGACAGCUGUGAUGGAGGAUAAGACAGACAUCUCUGCUGCUUUGGAUGCUGAUGUCACAACUGUUUUGAGUGUGCUUGAGUGUGUAUGGUGUAUGAUGUAUGAAUCAUGAAAGAAUCUAUGAACAGCUGUAACGUUUGUCUGAGCUGGACUGGGCAAGCGCCUUUAAUUUGUUGCAAGCAAGUACAUAAGAUGGGAGGAGCUUAGUACAGAUGAGACUAUUAAGAAGAAAUUAUUUUAAGGGUUGAGAUCAGUACUUGGACUUCAUUAGUAAAGCAUCGCAAAGCGCCCUCUAGUGGGUCUUGUUACACCUCAGCUAUUAGACACACAUGCUGCUAAUCGAACACAACAGCAGGUAUUAUGCAUUUCCACAAAAGAACUCACAAUGCACAUUAGCUUUAAGUCUAGCUAGGUAUAUAGUUUCACAAUUUUGCAAAACUAACUCCGAUUUUAAGAGGGAUUACAUUUUAAAGGGGGAGGAGACCAAAGAGUUUGGGUUUUAUACCUGAGAGAGUGUUUGUGUGUGAGCGUGUGAUUCUGUCAAGAUACGGUGAGGGACUUUUCUCCUAUUACUACUUCAUAAGUAAUCCUCUCCUACCUUCUGAGAAGGUAUCUUUGUAAUGAGGUUUUUCUUUUUGUACAGAAUAGCCGAACAUUAUUUAUUUUUGUACAGUCCAUUUAAUAUAAUCUUGUUGCUUUUUUAUAAUUAUUGUGUUUCUAUUUGUUAUUAUUGUUAAAACUGAAGGAUGUAGAUUAUAUUAGAGUAUUUAUACAGUAUCUAUGAUCUUAGGUUUAUGAAUAAAGUAUCACAUUGAUUUGUGGAACGAA